Messenger RNA from Penicilliopsis zonata CBS 506.65, 498 nucleotides. RefSeq lists its product as hypothetical. The coding region runs from base 1 to 498 and encodes 165 amino acids. The record is from RefSeq and is a predicted model, not a curated record. NCBI's taxonomy places the organism in Eukaryota, Fungi, Ascomycota, Eurotiomycetes, Eurotiales, Aspergillaceae. The transcript has 3 exons.
AUGGGUGGGGAUGGCAGGGGUAUAUCUCAAAUACUUGCCGUGAACGUCUCCUACCUCGGUACUCCGUCCCUACAACUACCGUUCUCCAUAGUUACUCCUACGAGUGCCGAUCAAGUCAGCAACCUGCAGAUGCUGCGCCGGAUAUAUCCGUGGGCCAUGACAAAUAGAAUGGACCAAUCCGCGUGCUGGAUCUGGGUUCACUGUAACACCGGUAGCGGAUGCACCACAACGGUCCUUAGUCUACAGGUACAGGUACUCGAAUUAACCCUGUCAACCGCCCAGGAAAGGCUGGAGACUGGAGAUGAACGAGGCCGAGCGACAGGGUUGCCCGCGGCUGCAGGAACGCCGAUCGGUGCCCAACAGGGAAUCUCGUUAACAAUCAUGCCGGUUGAAUCCUGCGCGGUGGAGCGAUCGAUCGCCGCAUGGCUGGCUGAUGGAGGAGAGGAUUACGGAGUACGGAGUACGGAGUACGGAGUACAAGAGGAGAGUGCCUGGUAA